Cynoglossus semilaevis (tongue sole) is the source of this 5874-nucleotide messenger RNA. RefSeq names its product monocarboxylate transporter 9. Gene Ontology annotation, biological process: monocarboxylic acid transport; transmembrane transport. Gene Ontology annotation, molecular function: monocarboxylic acid transmembrane transporter activity. The record is from RefSeq and is a predicted model, not a curated record. The transcript is spliced from 8 exons. Bases 2682 to 4184 code for a protein of 500 amino acids. Lineage: Eukaryota; Metazoa; Chordata; Actinopteri; Pleuronectiformes; Cynoglossidae.
AAAAGUUGACACCGAUUUAAGGUUGGUCUUGUAAAACCUGUGAUUUAACUCACACCAUGACAGCAGAUAGUGUCUUGAAUGUGUCAUAUGCUGUCAUCAAACCAUCGUGUCUGUUCCAGAAAGGGAUAAAGGGGAACAUGCUGUUUCUGUUCAGUUGCAGUUAUGGUGGUAAGGUAUUUAGUUCUUCACGUGUUCCUCUUCAUGAUGACUAUUGAAAAAGGACCAAUUCUGGGAUGAUGAAAACAACUACCUAGACCUCGUUGCAACCUGAGAAGUGGGCAUUGACGACACAUAGCCACAUAAGGGCUUCCAUUAUCUCAUACACGGUAACUUUAAGCCGUUUUGUGUUUUACGCAAACCUGAGAGUACAAAUAUAGACUUACCCUCUAUUGUCACAUGAUGUAAUUUAUACUUUUCUGUUCCACAGAGCUGCUAUGGCUUUGAAAAACAUCUUAGGAAAGAACCAGUGUUUUUCUACUGUGCUGCAGUUUCCUCCCUUACUGCUGGAGCAGGCAACCUGAGCUAAUCCAAGCAAGAAUCUGGACUCCUGGCUCAGGUUCACCAUGCUGGGUGUUGAAGUGGUCCUGUACUCUGCACCUUUAGUGAUCCAAGUAUGCAAACGGGGCGAGGAUUUUCCACACCGCAGGGAGGCUUUAUGUGCUCACCUCUGACAGGCUACUUACGCAAAAAAAGCACCAGGCGUUGCUUCUCAAGUGUCAAAAAAGGGAUACAGUACAGAAAAUGUACUUGUAUCAGAUUAGCCUGUGCAAAAAAAUACUGGAAAUUGUGUGUUAUUUUUGGGCAGUACCACAGUUUUGGUGACGUACUGUACAUGCGUUCCUCAAAGACACUUCCAGGAAAAAGGUCUCUCUGUCUCUCUUGACCUGCAUAAGACUUCAUGUUUCCCAUUAGGAACAUUAGUUCUUCUGAUAAAUUAUAUCAUGGGUUAGUUGAGGGUUCUGAGGUCCUGGCAUUAAGUGAAUAUUGACAGGAACUAGAUCUCACUGUCAGCUAAUCAGCGCAGCUGUGCAAACCUGUGUUUUUCUUUACCUUAAGUGUGGGUCAAUAUUGUUUUAUAGAGACACCAUUUGGUGCUAAGGUGUCCUUCACUGUGUAUGGAAUCAGAGUAAGGCCUCUGUUACUGCUUAAUUUGAUGAAAUGUACGUGGUUUUAACAUGUAAAGCAAAUGCUAUGGGCUCCUAAUUGGAUCCUGGUGGAACACCAUUUGCCUUACUCACCAUGUGCAACUCAUUAUAUCAAAUGGCUCAAUCAAGACUGUCAUGAUAUAAUUGCCAGCCAAAAUAAUCGGUUUUUUUUUUUCUCCUUACCUCCAAGAUUCUUCAUUGCUCCUGACUGACACGUGAGAAACUCCAGGUACUCAGUCCCUCAUCCAGUAAAGACCUGUUGAGAGAGCCGUGAUGCUUAAGCGUACGUUGCUCGCCCCGUGACCUAGUUUUAGGUUGUGAGAAUAGUGUGAGUCAUGAGUGUGAUUUUUAGAGUCUGCCUUUGUUUCACCAUGUAUGACUGUUCAAGUCUUUGGUGCAGGAAAAAAAACAACUCAUGACAUUUCUGGUGAUUGUUGACAUGGAUAACCUUUUUCACUCCUCUUUCAAACCAUCUGUCUUCAUGACUCCAAAUGACUGGGCUUGACCUUAAAACAGCCUGGUAAUUAAAGACUUGCCUUUACUUCCACAUAAAUAGUUUUCUGUAGACAAGGUUGCACUUUUUGCCGUAGAUUAACUAAACAGACUUUACACGAGAGAAUGUUUCAAGAUCAUCAUGGGGAUUAUUAGUUGACUAUUAGGUUAACAAGUUCUAUUUAGCACUUCUUCUGGAUAUACAUUUGCUUAAGAAAAAAAAAGCUUGCUCUAUCUUAAUGGAAUAUUGUAUUGUUAUCUAAAUGGUUUAAAUCGACUGAGUUAAGUUAUCCUCUCUGGCCUGAAUGUGCCCUAUGACCUUUUGUCCUCUGUACAUCAGGACUGAUUGGUUUACAUCAGCUUUGAUAUUAAACAAAGAUUUGGUAUCAAACGGUAUCAUAUCCUAAACUCAGUAGAGAUAGUGGUCCAGUAAGAAACACUGUGUCAAUAUGUGUAUUGAAUAAGUUCUAUAGGCUUUAGGAAUUCAGCACAGGCAUUGAUUCCAGCACUAGUCAAUACCCCUCCUGUGAUUCCCACUGUGUCCCCUCUAUGCACUUAUUCUGGUUCCAACCAGUUUAGGGCCACAUGUCAGUGCGAGUCAUAUACACUCAGAAUAAACUGUACUUUUUUUCCACCCACUUUUUCAAACAGAGCGGGAUUAUAAACGAUAAUCUUCUCUUUGAGAACCUUUCAUUGGCAGAGCCAUGCCUCAGCAAAGGAAAGAACUGAUCAAAGUUCCUGAAGAAUUUUAGGUGCAUUCGGGGUGAAAAACAAAUUGACAUCUGGUCUAUUCUGUAACCCACCCCACCCCCACUACAUCCUCCGUUCUUUGUGCUUCCUGCUCUUUAAUCUUUGGUUUCAACUUCUUCUCCUUUAUUGAAGGGGUCCUUAGUUUUCUGCACUCCACUGCCUCUGCUGUAUAACAAAGAAGAUGUUUCCACCCCAUUUCUGACCUGAGGUUAUGGGUGAGAAAAAUGGAAACACACACACACACACACUUCCUAAUCCCCUGCUCUAUCCAGCUGCAGCUGACAUCUUCACACCAUGACUCCAGCUACUAAGGCACUGGAUGGAGGCUGGGGAUGGGCCAUCGUGGUGGCCUCCUUCAUGGCCCAGUUCCUGGCUUACGGAUCACCCCAGUCGGUGGGCGUCCUCUACCCUGAGUGGCUGCAUACCUUUAAGGAGGGCAAGGGUAUGACGGCCUGGGUGGGAUCCCUUGUGGCUGGAGUGGGACUGAUAGCCAGUCCAAUCUGCAGUGCCUGUGUGGACAACUUCGGUGCUCGUCCUGUGACCAUCUUCAGUGGCGUCAUGGUGGCAGGAGGCUUCAUACUCAGUGCCUUUGCCCCAAAUGUGCAGUUCCUCAUUUUUUCUUAUGGCAUCGUGGUUGGUCUGGGCUGUACUCUGGUUUAUGCUGCUACACUGACAAUCACCUGUCAGUAUUUUGACAAGAGGCGUGGCCUAGCCCUCGGUGUUGUCACCACAGGCACCAGUGUUGGAGCCUUCAUCUACGCCUCUGCUCAGAAUGAGCUGAUAGCGCUGUAUGGCCUGGACGGCUGCCUGCUCAUCGUCGGUGCUGUAGCUCUAAACCUCAUGGCAUGUGCCGGCUUCAUGAGGCCUCUUUACAUGCCCCGGUACUACCUCAAACAAAAGGCCGCCCUGGAGCGCAGCACUGAAGAGCAGCUCUUUGAAAAGCCCCCUGUGGACAGCCUAAAGGUCGGCACAGGUUCCGCUGCGACCAGUCCUGAGAAAAGUCUGACGGUGAAGGAGUUGCUCGUCACUGUCGAUGCCAAGGACUUGACAGUUAUAGCAGAGAAGAAGAAAACCAGCUUCCUGGCUGGGAUAGACCUCAUCAAAGUCAUCAGCAAGAAGCAGCAGGCGUAUUCCACCUACAUGCAGACCACAUAUGAGAUCCUGCAGGACCAAGCCAUGUCUGCGUACUGCUUUGCCUUGUUCUUAUUCAGCCUGGGAGCGUUCCCUCCCGUGCUCUUCUUAGAGGACGUGGCCCAGACUGAGGGACUCAUCGAAGAAGUCAGCGUCAUUCCUUUGGUGUCCAUAGUGGCCAUCACCACUUGUAUGGGCAAACUGAUGCUCGGUGCCCUAGUGGACUUUAAGUGGAUCAACAGCAUCUAUUUGUACUCCUUCACAAUGGUUUCAGCAGGUGUGGUGCUGCUGCUCAUACCUGUCACCAAGUCUUACGUUGGACUGCAGGUCAUGUCCGCCCUGCUGGGUUUCUUCUCUGGAAACUGGUCCCUCACGUCCUACAUUACCACUCAGAUUGUCGGCUUGGACAGACUGACCCAAGCCCACGGUGUCCUUAUGUUCUUUGGGGGACUUGGGAUCAUGCUUGGACCCCCUGUGGUUGGGUGGUUCUUUGACUGGAUGAACUCCUAUGAUGUCGCGUUCUACUUCACUGGUAGCUGUGUCCUGCUGGGGGGGGUGGUUUUUUCUCUGCUCACACUUCCCUGCUGGAACAGGAAGAGCUCGGAAAACGACAGACCAGAAGUCCUUUACACCAGCAGCUGUGACAAAGUCACAUCCGUAGCAUAAAAAUGACCUUCACACAAACGGCCAAUAUCACGUCAAGUGAGUGUCAACAGUCCACUUAUAAACUCUACCUGAACAGCUGUACCUGGGGUUUUCACUUUAGUUCUUUUUGCCAGGUUUUAACGACCUUAGAAUAUUUGCACAGGUUCAAAACAAACAGGCCUUUUUUUUCUGUACUUUGCGUAUAUAUUUCUCAGGUUUCAAACUCUGUCCUGCAGGCCCUUUACAGCCACCACAGCAAGACUGGGAUUAUUGUCACCUUCUAAAUAUGGACAUAGAAAUAAAACUGUUAGCCACUUUCAGACAUGGACACGAUUUAAGGAUGCCUGAGACGGUAACCUCUGCCAGUCUCUUUUUAACUGAGAAUGUCUCACAAAGCAUUAAAGGAUGAUAUAUAGUCGAUCUCUGAAGACUGCCGGGUCAGCAAUAUUAUAGUUUCAACUACCACACAGGCGGUUUUGAGCUUUUUGGCUGUUAUCUUUUUCCUCUACAGAUGUUUAAGUGUCAAAACUGUGAUUUACAGAAAUGCAAAUCAGACAAAAAGGAAGUAUUGAUUGGUUCUUUAACCUAGUGAUGUCACAGCCAUUGUUAUCCAUGGGAGAGUGGACAAAAUGCAUUCAUGUUGUUUCCUGCUUCAUUUUAGGAAGCAAAAAUAAACAGCAUUCUCCCAGUGUAGUAGCUGUUUACAUCAAACAUGUUUUUGUUUUUGUUUUUCAAUUCACUUUGACCACGACAUCACAGGAAUGACAAGAUUAUUGAUACUGUGUCACAAAUGUGGGAAAACCUGUGGUGAAGCGUUUUAAUUCUAAAUAAAACCAUUUGCAACCACUCGAAAAAUGCACAAAAAAAAAAACUCAAACGAGUUAUAUAAAUACAGGGACUGACAACACCUUUUGUUAGUUUUUAUUAUUGUUAUUAUUAUUAAACAUUGGUGUUUACUAAAUAUACAGUAUGGAACGUACACCAAUGUUAUCUUACCAAAGCAACGACAUUAGUUACCUUUUGUUAAUGCCUGAUGAACAAGACAAAAGUCUGGCUUUAGUAACAUUUUUUAAAUCAAGUGCAUUGACUCAGUUUAUAUUAUAUACUGUAUAUAUAUGUACACUAUAUAUACAGUAUAUAUGUGUUUAUAUAAUAUAAACUGAUGUGCUGUUUUAAACCCAUAUAAAAACACUAAAGAGGUCUCUCUGUAGCAUGUUCCCUGUGUGGCAUGAUCACAUGACCUCCCUCCUUUUGUAUGUGUGUACAUGUAUAUGUUUAUACGUAAUGUGUGUGCGCGCACGCACAUGUCAGCACCAUUUUUGGGCAUGUGGCCACUGUUUGAUAAACUUUUGUAUUAGCUUUAAUUUUGUCCUAUGUGCUAGUGAUUUCUUAUGCACUAAACUGGCUCUAGAGCUGCAAAGAUUUGUUUGUUUUUUUUAGCUGUAAGUUGAUUCUUGUUACACUUGGAAUAAAAAUGUUGCAAUACACUGUUAGAAUCACUUGAACGAUGUUGACCAAGUGGACCCCUGCAAACAGAGUUCCAGAAGUUUCACGUGUUUUUUUUUUUUUCGUUUUUUGUUUUUGUUGUGUGUAGAGGGUUGGAAAACCUUAAGCCUUUAGUCUCAUUUUGUAUGUAAGCAUUACACUAUUUAUGUAUGCAUUUCUGAUUUGUUUCAUUAAGAAAAUGCCAAUAAAAUGUGUUUUGAUCGAA